CAUGGCAAACGAUGCUCUUUAUUCUAUAACAAGAGAAGCAACCCAUCUGGGAGUGCAUCAAGAUGAUGAUAGGCGUAAUAGUUUCAGGAAUAGCGGUCCAGGAUUUGGUUACCCACCUAUAGCUGAAUCCAAAAAUAUCAACACUCUUCCAGACAAGAUCAUAUUACAGAUUUUCUCCUUUAUUCAUCACAAAGAAUUAAGCAGGGCAGUUGCUAAAGUAUGCAAAAAAUGGAGAAAUUUGUCCUACGAUUCACAUUUGUGGUCGAGGGUCUCUCUUCGUCCAGAAUACGGAGGUCUACAAGUCUCUAAUAGCGAUGCUCUGAUACACAUAAUUGGAACAAGAUUUGGUUCUAGACUGCGUUAUAUUGAACUUCCGUGCGAAUUAGUUACGACACCUAUCCUUCAUGAAUUGGUUAACAAGUGCCAAAAUUUAAAAUAUUUAACACUCGAUUUUGCGAAUGCUAUGCAGUUACACGAUUUCAACGACUUAAACGCUUUUCCCUGCAAUCUAAUAAAUUUUACGGUUUGUCUGAGUGAAGUAAUAUUCAUGGAGGGCUUUAUGCGGAAAGUUUAUCAAAGUUUAAGUUCUGUUCAAGUCCUACAUCUGAUAGGAAACUUUGAACAGGGUGAUGAAGAACAAGAGGAGAUUUAUGAAGUUAUUAACAUAGGAAAAAUCAAAGCUCACACGCCCAAUUUAAAAGUUGUUAACUUCUAUGGAAUCAACUUUAUUGACGAUUCACAUGUUGAACUUUUAUCUACAAAUUGUAUUCAUUUGGAAAGUUUAAGUUUAUGUUUUUGCCUAAGAGUUAAAGGAUCGACUCUUAAACAGCUAAUUCAACGUUGUUCGAAACUACAAACCUUAUUGUUACAACACUGUGCAUUAGAGGAUGAACACAUGAGAAAUGUUGAAUGGGAGAAAUCUGCUGUUUGCGAAAUAGAUUUAUCAUCGACAGAACUCUCAACAGAAUGUCUACAUGAUGUACUAUUAAGAAUCAAUAACUUUAAAUACUUGGCUCUGGGAUACUGCGAAUUUUUUACUGAUAAAAUUCUUGAAGAUUUGAGUAGAAGAGGAAAAUUAACAAAUUUAAAAGCUUUGGAUGUUAGUCAUACUAUCGGAUUAAGCGAAAAUGUUAUUAGUCAGGUUCUUCGAAAACAUGGACAAUCACUACAAGGUCUUAUGAUAGCUGGAAAGCCGAAACUGACAGAACAAUUCUUCCUUAAUGUAAUACCUUUUAUGAAGAACAUACGUAUCCUAGUUUGUGGAACAGCAAAUGGAUGGUUCUUAAGAAUGUCGACCAGAGUUCACGUAGAUCAAAUAAUGAUCUGUCUCUCUCAGAACACGCCUAAAUUGGAAAGAUUAGAAUUACAAUGGGAUCCAGAUAUGAUCAGAUUUAGUGAUAAUUCUAGCAAAUUCGUUGAUCAGCUAAGAUUAAAGUGUCCGUUGAUAAAAUCAUUUACUUUAUCGGAUGGCGAAUAUUACGAAAUGAUUUUAUGUAUACAAACACUACAAUUUCACGCAACGGAUCAGUAUAAAUACGAUGUAUUCACUCACAUAUUUCAAAAGUCUGUUUGCUCUCUAAUCAAAUCAACAAUGGAAAGUUUAAAUGGAAAGUGGUCUAUGCAACAAAUAGAUGAGAGUUUCGUUGCCGUACUGCUUGAAGCAGGUUAUAGUGAAGAAGCUAUCAAUAGACUCAAAGAAACAACGAAAGGAGAUAAUAUAACAUUUGAAUAUAAGAUUGAGGGAGAUUCGGUUGAAUACAUUUUAUCUCAAGAUGGAAAUGAAGUGCAUAAAGUAGGCGGAAAAUUGGGGGAAAGCGAGCAAUGUAACUCGCUUGAUGGUAGACAAAUAACAGUAAGAGAUCACUUUUAUUUAUCUUAUUAGUAAAAAAAUAUAUACAUAUAAUAACAAACAUUUAGCGUUCCAUGGAACAAACUGAUGGAACUUUGAUUGUAAAAGAAGUUACUGAAGAUGAUAAAGUACUGACAAAUGAAAUAAAAGUUGUAGAUGACAAACUUGUUGUCGUAUCGAAAUCUAACGACAAAAUAUCUACUCGAGAAUUCUCAAGAGCUUAACCAUUUCAACAAAAAGUUGCGAAUAAUGGAGAAAUAUUCAAAUUCUGCAAAAUAAAUGACUGACUAAAUUUUACUAUAUU
Molecule: messenger RNA, 2153 nt
Organism: Dimorphilus gyrociliatus
Lineage: Eukaryota; Metazoa; Annelida; Polychaeta; Dinophilidae
Source: the annotation of a GenBank genome assembly